CCCACAAUCCUCUUGGGUCAUACUUAUUGAAACUUUUUUUUAUUUUCUGUUCAUGUGUACAUAUUGCUCAUCUCUACAUAUGUCCACUAUUUGGGGUUUGUUGCACAGGGCUGUCUCUAGACCUGGGGAAGCCACCCCAAUUCCUGCACAGGCCCUUGCUGGAGGAUGAACCAGUCCCAGAGAAUGGCGCCUGUGGGCACGGACAAGGAACUGAGUGAUCUCUUGGACUUCAGUAUGAUGUUCCCGCUGCCUGUGGCCAACGGAAAGGGCCGGCCUGCCUCCCUGGCUGGAGCCCAGUUUGGAGGCUCAGGUCUUGAGGACCGGCCCAGCUCUGGCUCCUGGAACACCAAUGACCAGAACAAUCCCUCCUUCGACCCCAGCAGGACCUACAGCGAAGGCGCCCACUUCAGCGACUCCCACAGCAGCCUCUCUUCGUCAACAUUCCUGGGCCCUGGGCUUGGAGGCAAGGGCGGUGAGCGGAAUGCCUAUGCCACCUUUGGGAGAGACUCGGGGGUCGGUGGUCUGACUCAGGGUGGCUUCCUCCCAAGUGAGCUGGGCCUCAGCAGCCCUGGGGGGGCACUGUCCCCCUGUGGCAUCAAGGGCAGCUCCCAGUGUUACUCCUCGUACUCCAGCAACCCUCGGCGGAGAGCUGCGGACAGCACUCUGGACACACAGCCCAAGAAGGUCCGGAAGGUUCCGCCUGGUCUUCCCUCCUCGGUAUACCCACCCAGCUCAGGUGACGACUACAGCAGAGACGCCGCCUACCCCUCAGCCAAGACCACUGGCAGUGCCUACCCAGCCCCCUUCUAUGUGGCAGAUGGCAGUGUUCACCCCUCCGCGGAGCUCUGGAGUGCCCCUGGCCAGGCAGGCUUCGGGCCCAUGUUGGGUGGCUCAUCCCCCCUGCCCCUGGUGCCCGGCAGCAGCUCUGCGAGCGGUAGUGGCAGCUUUGGUAGCCUGCACCAGCACGAACGCAUGGGCUACCAGCUGCAUGGAGGAGAAGUCAACGGUGGGCUCCCAGCUGUGUCCAGCUUUCCAUCGGCCCCCAGUGCCUAUGGUAGCACCUCCAGCCACACACCGCCUGGCAGUGACAGCCUCUUGGGCCCCCGAGGGACCACAGCCGGCAGCUCCGGGGACGCCCUUGGGAAGGCACUGGCCUCGAUCUACUCUCCAGACCACUCCAGCAAUAACUUCUCGCCUAGCCCCUCAACACCUGUGGGCUCUCCUCAGGGCCUGGCAGGGACAUCACAGUGGCCCCGUGCAGGAGGCCCUGGUGCCUUAUCGCCCAGCUACGAUGGCGGUCUCCAUGGCCUGCAGAGCAAGAUGGAAGACCACCUAGACGAGGCCAUCCAUGUACUCCGCAGCCACGCUGUGGGUACAGCUGGUGACAUACAUGGGCUAUUACCCAGCCACGGAACCCUGGCCACAGGCUUCACAGGCCCCAUGUCAUUGGGUGGGCGGCACACUGGCCUGGUUGGGGGCAACCACUCUGAGGAUGGUCUUGUAGGCAAUGCCAGCCUCUUGCACAACCAUGCAGCCCUCCCCAGCCAGCCUGGAGCCCUCCCUGACCUUUCCCGGCCACCUGACUCAUACAGUGGACUUGGGCGGGUGGGUGCCCCAGCAAGCACCGGGGAGAUCAAGCGGGAAGAGAAGGAAGAUGAGGAGAACAACUCGGUGGCCGACAACUCUGAGGAGGACAAGAAGGAGCUGAAGGCCUCCCGCACACGGACCAGCCCAGACGAGGACGAGGACGACCUUCUCCCCCCAGAGCAGAAGGCUGAGCGGGAGAAGGAGCGCCGGGUAGCCAAUAAUGCCCGUGAGCGGCUGCGGGUCCGAGACAUCAAUGAGGCGUUUAAGGAGCUGGGCCGCAUGUGCCAGCUACACCUCAACAGCGAGAAGCCACAGACCAAACUGCUCAUCCUGCACCAGGCCGUGUCGGUCAUCCUCAACCUGGAGCAGCAAGUGCGAGAGCGGAACCUGAACCCCAAAGCAGCCUGCCUGAAGCGAAGAGAGGAAGAGAAGGUGUCAGGUGUGGUCGGGGAUCCCCAGAUGACACUCUCAGCCACCCACCCAGGCCUGGGUGAAACCCACAACCCCACUGGGCACCUUUGAGUGGUCACUGGAGGAGACCCCAGCCUGCCCAGGACUGUCCUGCACUGCAGCAUCACAGUACAUCAGCAUCUGCUGGCCACGUGGGCCCCAAGGGAGGCAGGCUCAGCCACCGGGGCAUGUGACCCACUGAAGGGAGUUGGUUUUUGGUUUUUUUUUUAAUUUUGUUUUGGGUUUUUUUUUUUUUUUGCCUCUUGGGUAAACAAAACCAGAAAGCAAAAGCAACAAAUUAUACACUUUGUAAGAAAGAGAAGAAAAAUGCCUUAACUGUAUAAACUGGAAGCGUGGGAACCUGUGCCCAGGCCAGGUUGCCGUGUGCAGAACUGGCUUGUUCUAUGAGAGCCACCAGCAAAUUGUGCCUAAGCAUAAUAUUUUUUUUAAGGAGAAUAAAAACGUUAGUUAUGAAAUUUUUUAUGUAGAUUAGCAAGAAUGAUGCCUUUGGUGUCUUUUUUUUUAGCUUUUUUUUGGCAUAUGUUUUGUAAGCAAAUUUUUUUGUAUAAAAGUCUCUGUCUCUUGCUGUUUCUAGAAGUUUGUGUUGCAUUUCAUAUUCAACCAGAUUAUUAAAAAUUUGCAUUUAAAAUGUU
Dipodomys ordii (Ord's kangaroo rat) is the source of this 2690-nucleotide messenger RNA. It is a transcript of the gene Tcf3, whose product is annotated as transcription factor 3. Gene Ontology annotation, molecular function: protein dimerization activity; RNA polymerase II cis-regulatory region sequence-specific DNA binding; DNA-binding transcription factor activity, RNA polymerase II-specific. Gene Ontology annotation, biological process: regulation of transcription by RNA polymerase II; immunoglobulin V(D)J recombination. NCBI's taxonomy places the organism in Eukaryota, Metazoa, Chordata, Mammalia, Rodentia, Heteromyidae. The transcript is spliced from 18 exons. Gene Ontology annotation, cellular component: transcription regulator complex. The coding region runs from base 166 to 2109 and encodes 647 amino acids. The record is from RefSeq and is a predicted model, not a curated record.